AUGCCCGCCACCCUCGACGAGACACUUGGCGCUUUCUACAUCGGCGUAGUUGUCGGCGCAGCGCUAUGGGGAGUGUCCUGCUUGCAGACUUGGAUCUACUACACUUCGUACCCGGACGAUCCCGUGUACAUGAAGCUCCUCGUGUUCGUCAUUUGGGCGCUGGAUACUCUACAUCAAGCGUUGGUCUCGCAUGGGGUGUACAUCUACCUCAUUACCAACUUCGCGAACCUUGCCAUUCUUAACACCGUCGUUUGGAGUGUACUCGCGGAGGUGGUCGUCAACGCACUCACCGCGUUCAUUGUCCAACUGUUCUUGACGUACCGCGUAUACAAACUGAGCCAGAAGAACUACUGGCUCACCAUCCCUUGCGUCUGCCUGAGCUUAGGCCAGUUCAUCGGUUUCAUGGUCUACUCUGGCAAGGCCUACGCGGGUAACUUCACGACCUUCGAACAGGUCUUGACGCUGAAGAACCUCGACAUAUCUCUCAACGUCGUCACUGCGGCAACGGACGUCGCCAUUGCGGGGACUCUCACGUAUCUACUUCACAAGUCUCGCACGGGCUUCCGCAAGACGGACACGAUCGUGAAGAAGCUCAUCAUCUUCGUCGUCAACACGGGCUUGUUGACAUCGAUCAACGCGCUGUGCUCGCUCAUCACCUACUCGGCGCGCCCGGAUACAUUCCUUUAUAUUUGCUUCUUCUUCGUCAUGGGUCGUCUAUAUUCGAACUCCUUGCUGGCAACGCUCAACGCGCGCCGCGGCAUCUCCGAGCAAUCCCGGAACGACUCGCACUCCCUCCAGAGUAUCCCUAUGAACGCUGGCCGCACGGCAAACCUCAGCGGCUUCCAACCCGGAGCGCAGAGCAAUGUGGCGGUCAAGGUUGACACGACAUUGGAGUAUGCGCGGGACGGGGACUACGCAGAGCGCGCUGAGGAGCACAAGUUCCAGUACUAA
Peniophora sp. CBMAI 1063 is the source of this 951-nucleotide messenger RNA. The record is from the annotation of a GenBank genome assembly. Lineage: Eukaryota; Fungi; Basidiomycota; Agaricomycetes; Russulales; Peniophoraceae.